UAGAAAACGCCUGCGGGGGAAAAACGGCUACCAUAUUCGGCAUUAGCAUGGUCGAUUACCUAUUGUCCACUAGGUUUUAAGCCAAAAGCGAUGGGGCAGUUGGUGGCCUUCCCUCGAGGGAAUAUACUCAGUUCCCUCGUCAGUUAUAUACUCAGUUUUGGCUGAUUUUUCCAUCUGCCGUCGUCUAAUCAUCACUAAUGAACUCAAUCCAUUAAAAAUGACACUGGAAAUUGGUUUACUGUAUGGAAAAGAAUUUGGUAGCAAUCCUCGACUUAUGCCCAUUUAUAAUUAAACUUAGAUCAAUUUAACAAACAUGUGGUGAUUAUGCGAAUGCUUGAAAAUAUUUUGAUCAAAAUAUGAUAAUAAUACGCAUGUGCGAAUUCAUCACACAAUAAACAAACUACUAAUCCUUCGAAUAAAUAUGAUAAUGAACAACUAUUACUAAAAUCCAUGUUACGAUUAGAAAACACAACUAAAAUUAGUUUAGGUUAUAAUUAGACGCCAAAACAAAACAGUUAUUUUUCAUAAUUUAUUAUGAAACCUUUUUAAUCACAUUUAAGAACCUAAAUAACGCAUAUAUAUCUACAACGAUCCAAAAGGCUGGGCAACAGUACUUCGUGUUAGUAGUUCCACUUCCUUUCUGCUUCUAGAUUGCAUAAAUGUAGGGAUGUGUUUUUCUGGUAAAAUCCAUUUUUCUCAACGCAGAAACACUUUCAAUAAAAACUAAGGUGAUAUUCAGAAUCAGUGGGCGAAACUGGAUCGAAUGAUAUAUAAAACAAAUUCUUUUAAAGAAAAUAAAUAUUUUUCGAAAAACUUUGGUCAAGAAUUCCUGCACGAAUUUGUGGUUAAAAAAACGUUUUCUUACAAAAAACUAUAGUUGAUGGGCUUGAACGUUAUUCUCUGAGUGAUCAAGAAUCAUUUCUAAGCUGAAAAGAAUCCGUUUUCGACCAAUAAGGUCACAUAUCCGUUUGCCAUACAAUAAAUUCCACUGUGACAUUGGUUAAUCCCCUUUCCUUGACAAAAUCCUGCGUCACGUGACAGAUAAAAUGCUUAUUUUUUCAUUUUCCCCAUCUAGAUAUACUCAUCAUACAAUGUCAUCCUGAUUUAUUCUAUUCAUACUUAUUCAUACUAUUCUACCAUUUGAAAUGUGUUUUUUUCACAUAGUGUAAACAUGGAACAAAUACAAUAAUGUUUAGGAGGUUUUAUAUCUGGUAGUUUUGUUGAAGGCCAAGGUUAUGCUAAUCAUUUGCGUAAAGAUGAACAAAUGCAAGAUAUUGAUAUUAUAAUUGAAGUUGGUGAAUUAGAUUCCAAUGAUCAAUUGAUACUAAUACCAAAUGUGCCUGGUUUUUCAACUCGUCCAAUAUUAUAUGAGCAAAUAAAAACAACAUAUAUGCAUUUUAUACCAAAACGGUCAGGAAAAACUCCCGAAAAAUCUCAAGAGAUUGAAUUUCGUUAUUUAUUUUCAGCUAUCGAAUUAAUACUAGCUAAACGUCGUACGUAUGCACAACAAAUUUUAAAUGUGUUAUGGAUGUGUGAAACAAUAGAUUUAAAUACGUAUGAUAGUGAAGAUAUUUUAUGUAAAAACUUAUCAAAACAGUGGAUUGAUUAUGCAAAUACUACAUUUCAACAUAAAAAAUCAAACAGUGAUCAAAUGGAUGCUGAAUACAUUGAAUAUUUACAAAAAUUUGACCAUGGAGAAAUUACUUAUGAUUAUUUGAAUUUAUGUCUAACAUUCAAUAAAGUCAUGAUUAAACCAUUACCAGCAUAUGACAUUGAAGGCAAUGCGACAAUUCAGCCUAAUCUUCUCGAAUCUCUAAAUAAUUUAACUAAUGUACAAACAGCAAUAGAAAGAGUUUUACCAUUAAUUCCUAAUAAACGAGAUGAUUCUGAAUUAAAACUUCAUUUACCACGAACAGUUACUGAUAAUCAUCCUAAUGGACCUAAUAUAAUUCAUCAUGUUGCAGAAUCAUGUUGA
Molecule: messenger RNA, 1975 nt
Organism: Didymodactylos carnosus
Lineage: Eukaryota; Metazoa; Rotifera; Eurotatoria; Philodinida; Philodinidae
Source: the annotation of a GenBank genome assembly